Heterocephalus glaber (naked mole-rat) is the source of this 2613-nucleotide messenger RNA. RefSeq names its product exocyst complex component 3 like 1 (gene Exoc3l1). Gene Ontology annotation, biological process: exocytosis; exocyst localization. Gene Ontology annotation, cellular component: exocyst. Lineage: Eukaryota; Metazoa; Chordata; Mammalia; Rodentia; Bathyergidae. The record is from RefSeq and is a predicted model, not a curated record. Gene Ontology annotation, molecular function: SNARE binding.
CCAAAAACUCAGCUUCCUUCCUUUCUGCCUUGGGGGAGGUGGGGCCUUAGAGAGAAGAAGGGGUUUCUGGGCUAGGAAGUGGGAGAGAGGCUUUCUUGGGGAGAGGAAUUCUGCUGCUGUGUGGCACAGAAGCUGGAGUCAACCAGGCCCUGGGAGGAGUGGAGGGCAUUGGCAGCUCUGCUGAGGGGAAAAGGGCAUUGUCAAGGCCAAGGCUGCUAGCAGAGGAGGGAGGACGCCUGGUCAACUCUGCUCCUGCUCCUCCAGGCCUAUCGUGGACUCAGCAGUCAAGGACAAAAUGCAGCCCACACUUCCCUCUGGCUCUUCCUGCCAAGAGCCUGAGUGGCCAGAGCAGGAGAGGGCAGAGCAGCUGGCCAGAGGUGCAGCACUCAAGUGGGCCUCAGGCAUCUUCUACCGCCCAGAGCAACUGGCCCGACUGGGCCAGUACCGCAGCCGUGAGGUGCAGCGUACCUGCUUCCUACAAGGACGCAUCAAGUCAGUGGUGCAGUCAUACUUGGAAGGUGUGCAAAUUGGUGUGUGGCAGCUGUCCCAGGCCCUUGAGGCUGUGCAAGGAACCCAUGAGGCCCUGAACCAGGCCCAUGGGUUGAUCCAGGGCAUGGCUCAGACCUCAAAGACCCUAGAGGCCCUGCGGGAGCAGGUUACCCAACACAAGCAACUACAGGCCCUGUCUCAGUUGCUGCCCCGGCUGCAAGCAGUGCCGGCUUCAGUGACCCACACAAAGAUGCUAAUCGAUACCCAACAACUCUUGGAGGCAUAUGUGAGCCUGCGGGAGCUGGAGCAGCUGCAAGAGGAGGCAUGGGCAUCCUUGGGGGGCCUGGAGUUGCCAGUCUUCCAGGGGCUGGGCCAUCUGGCUGAGGCAUUGGGCCAUGCUGUGGAGGCAGCUGCAGGGGCUGCAGGCCAGCUGGCACAGGCAGAUCCAGCCCUGCUGGUGGCUGCUAUUCGAGUAGCAGAGAUGGAAGCUAAGCGUACAACUCCACUAGGACAGGUCCCCCGAGACUGGAGGCAGCGCUGUCUGCAGGCACUACAAGCAGGCCUGGAGCAGGUCUACUUUGGAACAACUGUGCUGCCUGAGCCAGGGGCCUUAGCAGAGUGGCUGAAGGCUCUCCAGAUGGCCUUGCCUGCUGAGUUGGCCACAGCUGAGGCACUGGUAGCACCCUGCUGCCCACCACACUACAAUGUGGUUCAGCUAUGGUCCCACACCCUGCACAGUGGUCUGCGCCGCAGCCUGCAGCAACUCCUCGCAGGACCUGAGCUGGGAGCUGCUGAUGCCUUCAACUUGCUGCAUUGGGCACUGCACGUGUACCUGGGGCAGGAAAUGAUGGGGAGCCUGGAGUUGGGGCCUGAGGCUGAUGUGUCCCAGCUGGAGCCCCUCUUGACCUCAGAGAACAUCGAGCAGCUGGAGGCAACAUUUGUGGUCAAAGUUCAGGCAAAUGUGGCCCAGUGGCUACAGAAGGCACUGGAUGGGGAAGUAGCUGAGUGGGGCCGGGAGCAGGAACCCAACACAGACCCCUCUGGCUUCUACCACUCACCAAUGCCAGUCAUCGUACUGCAGAUCCUGGCCGAGAGCAUUCAUGUGACCAACCUGGUCAGUGAGUCGCUGCAGAACCGAGUGUGUGGCAUGGCACUGUCAGAACUGGGCACAUUCCUAAGGAGCUUCAGUGAUGCUCUGAUCCAAUUCUCCCGAGACCACCUCAGUGGGGAAGCCCUGGCCCCUCACUAUGUGUCCUACCUACUGGCUGCCUUCAACCACCAAUCAGCAUUGAGCUCCUCGAUGUCGGUCCUGCAGCUUGAUGGAGUGGCUACCGGGGUCUUGGCCCCGGUGGAAGCAGGGCUGGACGAGUUGCAGAGAAGGAUCUGCCGCCUGGUGCUGGAGGCCCUGCAGGUGGAGCUCCAACCCCUGUUCGCAGCUCUGCCCUCGCGCCAAUGGCUGUCAAGCUCUGAGUUGCUGGACCGAGUGUGUGAGCGGACGUCGCGGUUCUGCAGGGACUUCUGGCGUGUGCGGAACCCCGCAGUUCAGGUGCUGCUGGCCGAGGCAGAGCGCACUGUGGUGGUACAGUACCUACACGCAUUGAUGCAGGGCCGCCUCGUGUGCUGCAGUGAGGAUGAGCGGACCCAGGCGGCCGAGCGCCUGGAGCACGAUGCCGCCCAAUUUAAAGAGCUUUUCCUCAGUUUGGGCCUGGAGGAGAGCGCGCAUUGCACGCCAGUGCUGCUCUCCGUGAGGGAACUGCUGAACCUCCGCGAUCCUACGAUGCUUGGUCUCGAGGUGGCAGGCCUGCAGCAACGAUUUCCCGACGUGAGCGAGGAUCACGUCUCUGCCCUCUUGGACCUGCGCGGGGACGUGUCCCGAGAGCAGCGCCAGGCGGCACUCAGCUCGCUGCAGGCUGGCCCACCGCCCUCACCCCCGAUGGUCCGCCGCCCACUCUUCAGCCUCGUGCCGGCGCCCACGCCUUCCCUCUCCUCCUGCCUCUUCUCGGGACUCUGCUCCUGACGCCCAGUCUCUGUGGAAUAAAGCCAGCCCCACUCCCCCUAAGCCUGCAUAUCUGUGUUGGAGAAGGCAGGGUGCGAGGGAUGAAAUAAAAAUGCCGGUGGAGGUUA